GUGCUGCCACGUGGCUCAACCAGGGGACCCUCCCCCCAGGUAAAACAUAAGGUACUAUUAAACCCCAGGUGGUGAGGUAGGGCACUCCACUUGGUGGGUGUACAGCAGAGGGCGAGCGAUGAGGGGCGGCAGAGUGGCAGCAGCGCGCCCAAGGCCCAGCCGCGAGGCAGCAAGGCGGCAAGUGAAGGUUGAGUAUCGCACUGCACUCACCUGCACCUGGCUCACCCGAGGACCUUCCCCCCCAGGUAACCCCAGGUGGUAACAGCCAAGCCUAAGGUAAGGUUCAGCCGGUAUGGCCCUAUGGGUGAGCCCCUGUACCCACCCACUCUGCUCGUGAACUUUCUGCAUCAGUCCCUUGUCUGGUGCAUCCACUUAUCGCCUCCCUCGCUGCCCCUUCCUCCCCCCGCCCCACUCUCCCAGGCCAUCCCCUUGGCGAGUGCGCAGCUGAGGGCGAGAGAUGAGGGGCGGCAGAGUGGCAGUGUCGGCAGAGUGGCAGUGGCGGCAGAGUGGCAGUGGCGGCAGAGUGGCAGAGGUGGCAGCGAGCAGCACAGCCAAGCUGCCUGCAGUGGGGGGGGGAGGAGGAGCGAGGCAGCAGGGCAGGGCGAGCAACAGGGUGCAGCAGAGGGAGAGUAUGGAUUGGGUUUCAGCCACACAUGGUGCUUGCAUGAGGGUGGGAGGAGCAAAGGCAGCAGAGCAAGCGACUGGGGUGUGCAGAGGGAAAGUAUGGCAUGCGGUUUCUGGGUUCUGGCCAAGCAUGCUCAGUAUCCUCUCCCCCCUGCACCCACCCACCCACGCCUGCUCGCCACACCAUGCCAUGCCUUGUUUGCUCCCCUCAUGCUUUCUCGCCUUCAAACCACACCACUUGUGCAACCAAGCUCUUAACCCACAGACCAGCAACAGCUGGUAAAUCCCCAGGUUAAGACCCAGGUUAAGCCACACCCCCCCUAUCAGGUACCCCCUCUUUGCAGGUAAAAACUUACGCCCCCCCACACCCGCUGGUCUGUGGAUUGGCGCUGCAGUUGCACAUUUGAUGUCCCCCCCCUCGUUGUCUUUUCCGUCAUGCACGCGCUUCUCACUCUUGCCAAUCCACUCUUCAGAUAUCCCUUGCUUUCCUCCCUGGCCCACUAACUUCCCUAUCCUCCUCCCGCCUCCCCCUCCCCCCCUCACAGGUCACCUGGAUUCGAAGCAGCAGCAGCAGCAGCAGAAGCAGAAGCAGAAGCAGCUGAAGCAGCUGCAGCUGAAGCGGCUGAAGCAGCAGUAGGGGGGGCUAGGUAGCUAGAGGGCAGGCUAGUGUGAGAGAGGUACCAGGUGAGGUGAAGUAUGGGAUGGCAUGGCAUGGCAUGGUGUGGCAUGUGCUUGGUCAUGCUUCACACCUCUCUCUUCGUCUCCUCCCCCCACCAGGUGUGCUCCUGCGAUCAUGGCCAUGGCUUCUCACUGCGCAAGGAAAGGAAACGAGGUGCCCCCCCCUCACCACCCCCUCUCCCUCCAUCCGCUCCCCUCACCAGGUGAGUGAGCGCUCCAUCCAUGGGCAAGGCAAAGGCAUGGCCGCUGCUCUGCUCGCAGCUGCAGAGGAGGAGGUCCCCCACUCACCACCCCCUCUCCCUCCAUCUCCUCCCCCCACCAGCUGUGCGCUCCAUGCAUGGGCAAGGCAGGAGAGUAGGAGUCCCACCCCCUCACCAC
Messenger RNA from Closterium sp. NIES-67, 1680 nucleotides. The record is from the annotation of a GenBank genome assembly. NCBI's taxonomy places the organism in Eukaryota, Viridiplantae, Streptophyta, Zygnematophyceae, Desmidiales, Closteriaceae.